Morus notabilis is the source of this 932-nucleotide messenger RNA. Its product is annotated as SAGA-associated factor 11 homolog. Lineage: Eukaryota; Viridiplantae; Streptophyta; Magnoliopsida; Rosales; Moraceae. Bases 174 to 719 code for a protein of 181 amino acids. Gene Ontology annotation, cellular component: SAGA-type complex; DUBm complex. The record is from RefSeq and is a predicted model, not a curated record. The transcript has 4 exons.
CUGAGAACCGAUUGCGAGCAAAGCAAAACCCCCUCUCACUCUCCCACUCCCUUUCUCUAUUUGUUUGCAGAUUUUUUUUCCUUUUUUUUUUUGCGUGCUUUAUUCUCCAAAACUCCGGAUAAUUUACAAGUUCACUCUUGGGAUUAAAUUCGCUUCUCUAAGACUCUUAUUCGAUGUCUAAUGAGGAUAAUUUGUCUCCUCACGCUCAGGGGUUGUCAUUGCAGCUUUCGUCUCAUUUUUUCGGGGAUCUUCUUGACUCCAUUAUUGUUGAUGUUGCAUCCGAAUGUCAUCGGAUAGCAAGGUUGGGCCUUGACCGUAACUUAGAAGAAGAGGAAGAAGAAAUGAGGCUAUCGGCCCAAGCACGGCUAAGGGUCGCUGAUCCUAGUAAUAGCAGUGAAGCAAAUGGCAAGUACAUUGUCGACAUUUUUGGACAAAAUCAUCCUUCUGUAGCCAGUGAAAUAUUUGAGUGCAUGAAUUGCGGCCGAUCUGUCAUGGCUGGAAAAUUUGCUCCUCAUUUGGAAAAGUGCAUGGGAAAGGGUAGGAAGGCUCGUCUGAAGGUGACAAGAAGCAGUACUGCUGCACAAAACCGGAAUUCGCGAGGGAGCCCUGCUUCCGCAUACUCCCCCUAUUCGAAUUCAACUAGCUCAAACCGCUUGUCGAAUGGAACAUCCAGUGUUGCAGGCGAGGAGUACUCAAAUGGCGCAUUUGAAGACCCUUGAAACAAAUUAGAUCACUGGCAGCAGAACACAAAGUUACAUAGCUCUCCUUUUAUUUGCGAGAGAUUUAACUCUUGGGGUGCUUUUGUUGCUUUGGGCCAUACGAGCAUCAUCUGAUCUGAAUAGGGAUAUUCUAUCAGAUUUAACCAUGAAAACGAUGACUCCUACAGGAUAUUCUUGCCAGCAUCUUGAAUGAAAUUAUGAAUCUUAUAAACA